Messenger RNA from Pleurotus ostreatus (oyster mushroom), 624 nucleotides. RefSeq lists its product as uncharacterized. Lineage: Eukaryota; Fungi; Basidiomycota; Agaricomycetes; Agaricales; Pleurotaceae. The coding region runs from base 1 to 624 and encodes 207 amino acids. Gene Ontology annotation, molecular function: small ribosomal subunit rRNA binding; mRNA 5'-UTR binding; structural constituent of ribosome. The transcript has a single exon. The record is from RefSeq and is a predicted model, not a curated record. Gene Ontology annotation, biological process: maturation of SSU-rRNA from tricistronic rRNA transcript (SSU-rRNA, 5.8S rRNA, LSU-rRNA); translation; ribosomal small subunit assembly. Gene Ontology annotation, cellular component: mitochondrial small ribosomal subunit; ribosome.
AUGUUCGCUGCUCUACGCGCCUCGCGCUCACUGCCGCUCCCAGCGACGAGGGCACUCUCUUCGCGGCUGUACUCGCAGCAGCCACCGUCGAAGGUUGAUGAUCUCGUCGACCUCCUCGUCGCCGAGGCCUCACCCGACCCCCCGAAACCUCCAGCCAACGCAUACCCUCCUCCAAAGCCUCCGCCAAGUGCCAAAGGCAACAAUCCCUUCAGAGACUCCGCAGACUCGAGAAUCAAUGAGAUAAUCCGAUUGCCCAACAUGUACCACUUGCACUGUCACUCGUCGCGAAGCAACACUAUUACAACGUUCACAAGACCAAACGGAACGCCGAUAGCCUGGUUUUCGGGAGGGUCAUGCGGAUUCAAGAAGGGGAACCGUGCCAGCUACGAGGCUGGGUAUCAGUGUGCUGUCCGAAUGUUCGAGCGCAUCGAAAAGGAGGUCGAGAGUAAUGGGAAGCUGGAGCUCCAGCUCGUUUUCAAAGGCUUUGGUCAAGGGCGCGAUGCACUGCAUAAGGCUAUCAUGACCACGGAGGGGGAAUUCGUACGGCCUUUGGUGAAGGCCAUCGUCGACAAGACACCUAUUAAGAUUGGUGGUACCCGUUCGCCCAAGGCUAGACGACUAUAG